AUGUCCAGCCUCAGGAUGCUGGUUGACACUGGUGCCAUGCAGUCGGUGUUCCCAUCAUCUUCAGAGGAUCUUAGCUGCACCCCCAACGACCCGACUACCCUCGUAGCUGCAAAUGGGAUGCCCAUCCGCACCUAUGGCACCAGGGCCCAGACCAUCACCUUCCUGGGCUGGAACUACACCUGGUCCUCUGUCCUUGCCGACGUACAUACCCCUCUCCUGGGGGCAGAUUUCCUCGCCCACCACGGCCUCUUGGUGGACGUGGCCCGCCAGCGCCUUCUUGAUAUCGAGACCUGCCUCUCCCGCCCACUCACCAGAGGACCAAGGGCAUCCACCAUCUGCUCCAUCCUUCGCCACCACAGAUACGCCUCCCUUCUCCAGGAGUUUCUGGACGUCUUCUGCCCCGAGCUUCGCCAGAUGGCUGGGGCAGUACCCAAGCAUGGUGUCUUCCGCCAUAUUGAGACCAAGACCCCCCCCGUCACACACCAAGUUCCGCCGCCUCCCGCCGAAGCUCCUCCAGGAAGUCAAGACCAUGUUCAAAGAAAUGGAGAAGAUGGAUAUCUGUAA
Messenger RNA from Macrobrachium nipponense, 564 nucleotides. RefSeq lists its product as uncharacterized. The transcript has a single exon. Bases 1 to 564 code for a protein of 187 amino acids. NCBI's taxonomy places the organism in Eukaryota, Metazoa, Arthropoda, Malacostraca, Decapoda, Palaemonidae. The record is from RefSeq and is a predicted model, not a curated record.